AUGGCGAAUUCAAACUUGAAGAUUCUCAACGUCAGUGGAUCUUUUCUGGAUGCACUAGUGACGUGUGCCACUGGAGCACUUCUGGACGUUCGUUUGCCACGAGUUGAGCUGGAUUUGGACGAAGACAUGGUGCCGAACACUAGCGAUAUCCAGGUGACUGAGCAGUAUGAAAGUAUCCAGUUGGCGGAUCUGCCUGUUCUGAGUACAUUCAUUGUGCUUGAUGUGCCGUCGAAAAAUGAGAUGAAAAUUCUUUGUGAUCCCCCAGCUGAACUGUUCGAAUUGUUACCGAAUCAGAUGAAUAUUUUGGUUGGGAAUGGUGGAAAGAUCUACCGAACAGUGAUCAACGGCUACUGUGGUGAUGAGAGUAUCAUCCAGAAACUUUUCGCUCUAGCGAGUUCACGGCAAAAAGUUGUUGCCGAAGCGUUGCUAGCAGCUAAAGAAGCACAUCUUAAGAAAACACUGAAGAAUUAA
This is a messenger RNA of Anisakis simplex (herring worm), 471 nucleotides long. The record is from the annotation of a GenBank genome assembly. NCBI's taxonomy places the organism in Eukaryota, Metazoa, Nematoda, Chromadorea, Rhabditida, Anisakidae.